This is a messenger RNA of Prunus avium (sweet cherry), 1456 nucleotides long. RefSeq names its product GDSL-like Lipase/Acylhydrolase superfamily protein. Lineage: Eukaryota; Viridiplantae; Streptophyta; Magnoliopsida; Rosales; Rosaceae. Gene Ontology annotation, molecular function: hydrolase activity, acting on ester bonds. The record is from RefSeq and is a predicted model, not a curated record.
CAGAGUGAAAAGCUAGCUAGAUAGUGAGUUAAGCUUGGAAGCCUUGAGAAGAGUUAGACAAUGGCUUCUUCUUCAGUCACAUAUUUCUCUUGGAAAAACACCCUCAUUGCCAUCACCACCAUCUUCAUCCUCUCCUCUUCUUCUUGUUCUGCCUCUCCUGCCACAACCAAAGUAAACCCAAGACCAAGCCCCUUCAAGAAAAUCUAUGCCUUUGGUGAUUCAUUCACAGACACAGGCAACACAAAAUCUGCCACAGGCCCUAGUGGUUUUGGCCAUGUCUCAAACCCUCCAUAUGGCACCACUUUCUUUCACCGCCCUACCAACCGCUACUCCGACGGGCGGUUAGUGAUCGAUUUCAUUGCUGAGUCACUGUCCUUGCCUUACUUGAAACCUUACCGUUCCAUAUUGAGCAAUGCUACAGAUGUUGCUCAUGGGGUUAACUUUGCUGUUGCUGGCUCUACAGCUAUAGAGCACCAGUUUUUUGUCAAGAACAACCUGAGCCUUGCAAUCACUCCUCAGUCUAUCCAAACCCAGCUCCUCUGGUUUAACAAGUUCUUGGAAAGCCAGGGCUGCAAAGUGGCUGGAGCAGCAUGCAAAGCAGCAGCUUUUGAUGAUGCACUUUUCUGGGUUGGUGAAAUUGGGGUCAAUGACUAUGCUUAUACCAUUGGAUCUGGUAUACCAAGUGAUACCAUUCAACAGCUUGGGAUCAGUAGAGUUACUAGUUUUCUGCAGGCAUUGUUAAAGAAGGGUGCAAAGUAUGUUGUUGUGCAAGGCCUGCCACUCUCAGGGUGCUUGCCAUUGGCCAUGACCUUAGCUCCCGAAGACGAUAGAGACAGUCUAGGAUGUGUGAAGAGUGCAAACAACCAAACCUAUAGCCAUAACCGUGUCCUCCAAGCCAAGUUGCAACAACUCAGGACACAGUUUCCCCAUGCUGUCAUCACCUAUGCUGAUUACUGGAAUGCCUAUUUCACAAUCAUGAAGAAUCCAAACCAGUAUGGUUUCAAGGAGAGCUUCAAGGCCUGCUGUGGGACAGGUGACCCCUACAACUUCGAGGUGUUUGCCGUGUGUGGCACACCGUCUGCUAGUGCCUGUCCAAGCCCUUCCCAGUACAUAAACUGGGAUGGAGUUCAUCUCACUGAAGCCAUGUACAAGGUGCUUUCUGAUAUGUUCCUCAAUGGCAAGGCCACUCACCCUCCCUUCAGUUACUUGUUGGAUAUGAAACUGCGUCAUGGAUGAACUGCUUGCCUUUGGAUCAGCUUAAUGUUUUAGUACUUUGCUGUGUUGCUUGUGAUCAGAGUAUAUUGUAGUUAUGAAGCAAAAGAAAAAAAAAAUCGGAUGGUAUAAUCGGUGGUAGAGUUACUACUGCUUGAGAACACUUCUCAGACUUUCAUAAUUUAGAAAAUCUUCUAAAAAUUUUACUUGUUGAACUAUUGAUCGAAUCUUACUUGUUUCUAAA